Ostertagia ostertagi is the source of this 387-nucleotide messenger RNA. Lineage: Eukaryota; Metazoa; Nematoda; Chromadorea; Rhabditida; Trichostrongylidae. The record is from the annotation of a GenBank genome assembly.
AUGGCGGUAGCUGAGCUGAAACCCGGAAAGCGUCUUGACAUCUCCGCCCUACCCACAGGAAAGCGAGUCAAUAUCAACCUCUACCGUGAGAACAAGGAAUUCGCUCUGCAGGUGUCGAUCCGUUUCAACGAAGGUGCUAUCGUUCGCAAUGCGAUGAACAACAAUGUAUGGGGUAAGGAAGAGCGAGACGGAAACAUGCCGAUCAGCAAGGGAGAAGUCUUCGACAUUACCAUCAUCAAUGAGGAGUUCUCAUUCCAAAUCUUCUUCAACGGCAAGCGAUUCACCACAUUCGCACAUCGUGGCUCACCUAACGACAUCAAGACGCUCGAAAUCGAUGGAGACGUUGAGGUCCACACUGUCACCAUCAAUGAUGCGCCAGGAGUUUGA